Molecule: messenger RNA, 894 nt
Organism: Exophiala spinifera
Lineage: Eukaryota; Fungi; Ascomycota; Eurotiomycetes; Chaetothyriales; Herpotrichiellaceae
Product: succinate dehydrogenase [ubiquinone] iron-sulfur subunit, mitochondrial
Exons: 3
Coding region: 1-894 (297 amino acids)
Biological process (GO): respiratory electron transport chain; tricarboxylic acid cycle; aerobic respiration
Cellular component (GO): mitochondrial membrane
Molecular function (GO): electron transfer activity; 2 iron, 2 sulfur cluster binding
Source: RefSeq, a predicted model, not a curated record
AUGGCAGCUCUCAGGACAGCUUCGCGCCUGGUCGCGCCCUCUCGGACCGUCUUCAGAUCCUCCCUUGCCGCCAGAUCCUAUGCCACCGUUACCGAGAGCUCCGUCUACGAUACCUCUGCGAGCCGGCCCCCUACUCCGGCCUCGCAGACCACAACGGUCGAGGAGCCCGCGCCGAGCAAGGCUGCGAAGAUCAAGACCUUCCACAUCUACCGAUGGAAUCCGGACGAGCCAACCUCCAAACCUCGGAUGCAAUCCUACACCUUAGAUCUGAAUAAGACGGGACCUAUGAUGCUGGAUGCUUUGAUCAGAAUCAAGAACGAAGUUGAUCCUACCCUUACCUUCCGCCGAAGCUGCCGAGAGGGUAUUUGCGGUAGUUGCGCCAUGAACAUUGAUGGAGUUAACACACUGGCCUGCCUCUGCCGAAUCCCUACAGACACCGCAAAGGAAUCGCGGAUCUAUCCGCUCCCUCAUACCUAUGUGGUGAAGGAUCUUGUGCCAGAUUUGACGCAAUUCUACAAGCAAUACAAGUCUAUCAAGCCCUAUCUGCAGAGGGAUACCAAAUCUCCAGACGGCAAGGAGAACAGACAGUCCAGGGAAGAGAGAAAGAAGUUGGAUGGUUUGUACGAGUGCAUCCUGUGCGCCUGCUGCUCGACCUCAUGUCCCUCGUACUGGUGGAACAGCGACCAAUAUCUCGGACCUGCUAUUCUGCUGCAGUCUUACCGAUGGCUCGCCGAUUCGCGUGAUCAAAGAACGGCGGAACGAAAGGAAGCUCUCGACAACAGCAUGAGUUUGUACAGAUGUCACACCAUUUUGAACUGUUCGAGAACAUGUCCCAAGGGGUUGAACCCGGCAAAGGCGAUUGCAGAGAUCAAGAAGAUGAUGGCCAGUGCAUAG